CUAAUGAUCCCGAGAUCAUCCAGCUUCAAUCUGCCGUGGAGUGCACCAUCAUGAAGCAUUUGUUCAGCACGAUAACCGCGGAAGUGCUGCGGGCGUUACGCGAGGGAUUUGGCUCCACGGACUGGAUUCGGAAUUCCAGUAUUUGGCAGGAAACCGUGCUUCGGUGUAUGGUGGACAAUAUCCAAUAUGACUGUGUGCGUGACGACAUACACAAGAGUGUGCUGAGCAUGGUGCUUUUUUAGGGGAAAUGGGUUUAUUGGUAGUUCGAAGAAGGGAGAAAACAGCGAAAUUUGCUCCGAAUUCAGGAGUCGCACUCGGCAUCGGAAAUUCAUCGCGUGCUCGCGUUGCAGCAAGAAAUGAAAGAAAACGGGACGAUUUCCGUCUCUUUCUACAUGAAUUCCAUUACGCUGAUCUUGAAAGAAAUCGAAAAAUUAGGCACGAUUUUUGGAAUUCCAGUCAUCGAAUAGACACCCAAUACGAAGUAUUAGCACGAGUCUGUUAUGCCUUGUUAAACAAAAAGCGCGGCGAGUCUUUCAUAGCCGAAUACUCCGCGAUCUGCACUCGCUUUUCCUUCGCUCUCUGGAAGCUUUUGCCCAAUUCCCCCGAUUUUUCUCUCAUCUCGAAGCUCCCCGAGAUCCUCCCGGUCGUGUUUCGCCACAUCCCCGCGAGCGCGGAGUUCGGGAGUCUCUUGAAGAACCAGGGCGGCCGCGCAGACGAGGGCUGGCUGUUCGCUUCUCUGAGCGUGAAGUCGGUGUGCUGUCUGGCGGAGCCGGUGAAGCAGCGGGCGUUCUCGAUCUUUGUGCUGUAUAUGAUGAGGAUUGAGUUCGUGAGCGCGGAGCACGUCGCCGAUUUCUUUCUGGGGCUCUGGAAGAAGGUCCGCAUGCACGGCGAACGCGAGUGUCGCCUGCUCACGCGCCUGCUUACGGAGUUCCUGUCGCUGCAGCGUUCGGCGUGUUUUCGGGAGCUAUGUCCGGAGGUGGGCUCGGCGCCGUUUCUGAACGAUGUGAUUGAUUCGGUGUUGGGGUAUUGGGACAAGGAAGGGAUUGAGAGCUGCGAAGAGGUGCGGGCGUUGAAGGCGAUCGAUUGUGGGUUUCUGUCGCUUCGUUUGGAUUGA
Blastocystis hominis is the source of this 1114-nucleotide messenger RNA. RefSeq lists its product as hypothetical. The coding region runs from base 248 to 1114 and encodes 288 amino acids. The transcript is spliced from 6 exons. Lineage: Eukaryota; Bigyra; Opalinata; Blastocystidae. The record is from RefSeq and is a predicted model, not a curated record.